Vitis vinifera (wine grape) is the source of this 940-nucleotide messenger RNA. RefSeq lists its product as uncharacterized. The transcript has 3 exons. Bases 219 to 548 code for a protein of 109 amino acids. Lineage: Eukaryota; Viridiplantae; Streptophyta; Magnoliopsida; Vitales; Vitaceae. The record is from RefSeq and is a predicted model, not a curated record.
CGGCUCUCCUUGUAAUCUGAUCAGGAAGUUAGAUAUGACUGAUUUUGAAACUAAUUGGUUAGUCUAUAAUGAAAUACCCGUCUCCAUAACACACCUCACUGCACAUAUGAAUAUUAAUGACCAUCUAAACUUGAAAUUACAAGCAGUCCACAGUCCAUUGUCCAUUUCAUAUACACACAUACUUCAAAGUCGAUACAUGUCUCCCUCAAAUCAAGAAAAUGUCUGAGAAAAGGCCAAAUUUUGGACUGGAUGAAGGAAUGAAGAAAAAGUUGAAGUUGGAUGGAUCUGCAAGUGGAACACUUGCUAAUCAAGAAACCUUGAAGCCUUCAAGGGGAAAAGGAAAAAGAAAAAGAAAUCAAGCUGAUGAAGACAGCUUAAAGGAACAAAUGUGGGAAAGAUCCAGCAGCAAAGAUCAGACUCCAACCCAGAGUCGAUCUGGAUCAAUUCAUACAACCCUCCUCUACAGGAAGAGAUUAACCUACGAAGAUGUCCUCACCGGCAGGCUUACGAUUCCACCGGAAUCUGCAAGAAUCGUUUUACCAAAGUGACCUAAACGGAAAUAUGACAGGAUCAUGGUGGUUCCAUUUAAGGACAAUAAGGGAGCGAUCUGGGAGAUGGAGGCUACACACCAAGGGCUUUCAUUGAACUGGGACAAAUUUGUGGAGGAACAUGGAUUGCAACCCAACGAUGCGAUUUCCUUCUACGAUGAUGACCCCAGUUCUGAUUACUACAACAUAAACUAUGAAAAAAAUGGGGAUGUUUUCAUGGGUUAAGUGCAUUCAGAAUCCAGGUGAUUGAUCUUAAUUUGCUUUUGGUAUUGGGGCUUCCCAAGUGGUAUCUCUCUUGAUUCUUUCAUUCGUAGCAUUCGAUUCCAUCAAUUGUAAGUUCAUAGCCUAAUAUUGUUUAUAUAUGUUUCUUGGUUGUGGAAAGUGAUAAAGUU